GCAUAAUUUCUUUGAACUCCUCAUUACAGAUUAUUAUUAUUAUUAGUCAUUCUUACUAUUCUUCCAAUUAUUAAUAACGAAAUUUCACAGGAUUAAUAACUUUCAUUUAAAAAAAAAUGACUACAGGAACGUCAGCAACAACAGGAGAGAAGGAAUCAUGAAACACUGUCCGUGGAUCAUCUUAUUUCAAACAAUUUAUUCAGUUAUCAAUUUGUCUACAAGCAAAUUUCUAUGAUCUUGAAUUCAACCAGUACAUGAAUAUAUGUAUGUAUUAAUGAUCUAAAAGUUUACAUGAUAAAAAAAGUUAUUAAGGCUAGCAAACUAUUAGAGUCUUCUCUGUUAUGGAAUUGAAAGUGUUGAAACCAUAAUAACUUCACCUCUAGGAGAUUUAAAGUUUAGUUAUUUCAAAAUGUUAUUUUGUUAUCUUGGAGAUUAGUGUAAAGUUUUGCCGUUAUGUAAAAUGGUUUAACAAAUAGAAAACGAUGGUUGAUCAUAGAGGUCAUGAAAUGCAUAAGUCAAAUCAGAGUAACAUUAGUACAAGUGUCACAAGUCAAGUUAAUGAUAUAUCAGUUUCAAAUACAGUCUGUAUAGGUAACAAUAAUAUAUCGACUGAUAGGUUUCGGGAUGAUAAUCUCGAAGAGGAUGAAACAGAUGAAGCAGAGGAAACAAUCAAGAUGGAAAAUGUGAAUAAUGAGAAAAAUCGAAUUACUCAUAAUUAUGAUAAUCAAACAACUGAUAUAGUAAAAAUGAAAAGUAAUCUUUCAAAUUAUACAAAUCAAAAUGAUCAUAGUAAAUCUCAAAAUUAUGAUGAAUUUGAUUCAAAAAGUGGAAUAAUCUAUCAAAAAUUAGAUUCUUUCAAAAAACCAUACACGCACACAAUCACAACAACAACUACUAACAUUACUACUAAUACUAUUACUACUGUAACCACUACCAAUUCAACUAUACCAUUAACUGUUAAAUUAAAUAUUCAUAAAGAGAAUGAAAAUAAUUUAGAAAUGUCCAAAGAUGAAACAAUGCGUAAUUUAGCUAGACGUACACUAGCCAUUGGUAUACCUGGAUUACAUCCAUCCAAUCAUAAAACAUUAUUUAUAUUCUCUGAAGAGAAUGCAAUUAGAAAAUAUUCAAAAAUUAUCAUUGAAUGGGGAUAUCCUUUUUUCUUUGCUAAUUUUUCAUGAUAGUCAUUCAUACAUUGAAAUGAUGACAGCCACGUCAUGAUUAUCAUAGAAGGGAGUUAUUGUUUUAUUGGUCUUUUAUGUUUAAAUGUUCCAAUUAUUUGUUUUUCCUGAAUGGUGACAAAUUAUUAUUAUUAGUUAGAU
This is a messenger RNA of Schistosoma haematobium, 1319 nucleotides long. RefSeq lists its product as uncharacterized. The transcript has a single exon. Bases 483 to 1178 code for a protein of 231 amino acids. The record is from RefSeq and is a predicted model, not a curated record. NCBI's taxonomy places the organism in Eukaryota, Metazoa, Platyhelminthes, Trematoda, Strigeidida, Schistosomatidae.